AUGACGGAAGAUUUCGGGACCGAGACGGCAAUCUCCUUUUGCGAUGGCCAGAGUCCAGCUUUGCUUCCGCUCCGCGACAUACACGACGAAGUCAUCGCCGCUGCUGACAUCGUGCCCGUCGCAGAGUAUAUUGCUCUUGAUUGUGAGCUGUCAGGCACAGCACUGCUGGUCCGACACGAUGCUCGGACAACCGACGGCUAUAGCAGCCGCGAUCGCUCAGUGAUCAUCACCGGCGGCGCCAGUGGACUCGGCGAAGCAACAGCGACCAAGUUCAUCCAACAUGGCGCUUACGUGACCAUUGCCGAUAUGGAUGAUGCCUUGGGCGAACGGCUAGUCGCAAAUCUCGGCGACAGAGCAACGUACGUGCACUGUAACACGACAGACUGGACCUCAUCCGCCGCAGCAUUCAAGCACGCAGCCAGGCAUGCACCUUCCAAGACGCUUGACAUCGCAGUCCUCUUCGCCGGCGUAGGCGGAGAAAGCAAAGGACUUAUCGAUCUAGCCCUGGAACAGCCUCUACCCUCCCUCUCAGCAGACGACGACCCAGCACAACCAGCACACAAGGCGAUUGACGUCAAUCUGAUCGGGGUCUACAUCAGCACAUACUUAUCCCUGCACUAUUUUCGCCUCCCAGCGGCUCAGCCUCAGACAUUCACCAAGUCCCUGGUGCUGAUCUCUUCGAUGAUGGGCUACAUCGACGGACCCUACAAUACCGGGUACUCAGCCAGCAAAUUCGGGGUGCGAGGGUUGUUCUGCAGUGUGAGAGGGCAGGCCCACAAGGUCAACGCGAGGAUCAAUAAUAUCGCGCCGGGAUAUAUUCUGACGCCAUUGACGCAGAGAGUGCAUCAGAUUGAGCGGCCGGAUCAGCCGAGUAAGGCUACGGGUUUGGUCCUACCCUGGGCGUCGAUUGAUCAUGUGGUGGACGGAGUUGGAAGGUGUGCGGUGGAUGAGAAGACUGCUGGCAAGACCCUCGCCAUUGUGCCCUCUGGCGUGGUGGACAUGGAGGAGGACAUCCCGACUGGCUACGGAGGCGCCAAGUGGGCACAAGUGCUGGAGGAAGAAGGAUUCACGAAAUUGACGACACUAUUCCCAACGAAGGCAUGA
Zymoseptoria tritici IPO323 is the source of this 1104-nucleotide messenger RNA. RefSeq lists its product as uncharacterized. The coding region runs from base 1 to 1104 and encodes 367 amino acids. The record is from RefSeq and is a predicted model, not a curated record. The transcript is spliced from 4 exons. Gene Ontology annotation, molecular function: oxidoreductase activity. NCBI's taxonomy places the organism in Eukaryota, Fungi, Ascomycota, Dothideomycetes, Mycosphaerellales, Mycosphaerellaceae.